Clunio marinus is the source of this 213-nucleotide messenger RNA. The record is from the annotation of a GenBank genome assembly. NCBI's taxonomy places the organism in Eukaryota, Metazoa, Arthropoda, Insecta, Diptera, Chironomidae.
AUGUCAUUCCUCACUCACAUAAUUAAAUUCUUGGCUAGUGUUAAGAAGACGACGAAAGGUGAGUCAAAUAAAGCCAUACAGUUUGUGUCUGGAAACUUAAAGCUCCAAAUAAUCUCUGGUUGGUUACAGGUUGGUGUUGCGAGGAUUACCAAACAGCACAAAGAAAUAAAACGAAAGAACGAAGGCGAGAGAUGGAAAAGGUCAAAACAUUAA